AUGUACCAUAGCGGCAUUGGCGGCGGCGGUUUCAUGCUGAUCCGAGCUCCCAAUAACACGCAUGAAUUCAUCGAUUUCCGCGAAACUGCCCCGGCUGCAGCAUUCCAAGACAUGUACAAGAAUAAUAGUGAUGCUUCGGUUCUGGGUGGCUUAGCAAGUGGUGUCCCUGGCGAAGUUCGAGGACUCGAAUAUCUCCACAAGAAAUAUGGCCUGCUUCCAUGGCACACAGUCAUGCAACCCGCCAUUCAAAUUGCGCGUUAUGGAUUCCCAGUCACCGAGGAUCUAGUUCGUUACAUGGACUCCGCAACUAAAGGAAAAGAGGAUUUCCUGACCAACAACCCUACGUGGGCAUUGGAUUUUGCUCCGAACGGCACCCGGCUCGGGCUUGGGGACAUUAUCACGCGAAGACGAUACGCUAAUACCCUGGAGACAAUUGCAAUGAACGGAGCGGACGCAUUCUAUUCCGGCGCAAUCGCAGAGACCAUGAUCAAUGCCCUCCAGGCGCAGAAUGGCACCAUGACCUUGGACGAUUUGAAGAACUAUACGGUUGCCGUUAGAGAUACCGCGCAGAUUGACUACAGAGGAUUCAAGGUCACGAGUACAUCGGCUCCAUCUAGUGGAUCCAUUCUUCUGAGUGCUUUGAACAUCGUCGAAGGUUACGAUGAUUUCUUCGCACAGGGUAAUGUGAAUCUGAGCACUCACCGCUUGGAUGAGGCUAUCAGAUUCGCGUACGGCCAGAGAACACACAUGGGAGAUCCUCUCUUUGUGGAUGGCCUUGACGAAUUCCAGGACAAGAUCCUCAAUAAAUCAGUCUCCGCGAAGAUUCGGGCUAAUAUCUCGGAUGAGCACACUCAAGGGAUCGCGGCAUAUGACCCAUCUGGCUUUGAAAGCCUUGAAACCCCUGGGACCUCCCACAUGUCCGCAAUCGACCGUACGGGGCUUGCUAUCUCCUUUACAACAACCGUCAAUCUUUACUUUGGCAGUAAACUCAUGGUUCCUGAAACCGGAAUCAUCAUGAACAAUGAAAUGAAUGACUUCUCCAUCCCCGGCACGGACAACGCUUUUGGCUAUCGUCCCUCCCCGUCCAACUACGUUCGCCCAGGCAAACGUCCACUCUCGUCGAUCUGCCCAACCAUCAUCACCCACCCCAACGGGACCGUGUACUUUGUCACCGGCGCCGCCGGCGGCUCGACCAUCAUCACGUCCACGCUUCACAGCAUCGUCAACGUUCUCGAUCGCCACAUGACCGCGCCACAAGCCCUGGCCGAACCGCGCUUCCAUGACCAGCUCGUCCCCGACGAGAUCGAGGUUGAGUACUCGUUUGACAACUCCACGCUGGCCUUCUUGCAGGAUCGCAAGCACAAUAUUACGUGGGUGGAGCUGGCGGCGAGCACGGUGCAGUCUAUCAGGGUGUUGCCCAACGGUACCUUUGAGGCCGCGGGUGAACCCCGGCAGCGUAACUCUGGUGGACUGGCUAUUUAA
Messenger RNA from Uncinocarpus reesii 1704, 1482 nucleotides. Its product is annotated as gamma-glutamyltransferase. The record is from RefSeq and is a predicted model, not a curated record. Gene Ontology annotation, biological process: glutathione catabolic process. Lineage: Eukaryota; Fungi; Ascomycota; Eurotiomycetes; Onygenales; Onygenaceae. The transcript is spliced from 4 exons. Gene Ontology annotation, molecular function: glutathione gamma-glutamate hydrolase. Gene Ontology annotation, cellular component: plasma membrane. Bases 1 to 1482 code for a protein of 493 amino acids.